AUGGAGAAACCUGAAGAGAAGGAGGCCAGCGUGCAGAGAGAAGCAAAGCCAAGGAACAAGAGACCCAGAGGCCAGCGCCGUGCCUGGGGCCGGAGCCCUGCGGCCGCCUCUCCCCAGGCAGCCAGAGGACAGCCUCCAGGCCACCAGCCGCUGCGCAAGUACCGCAAUGCCAACGCUUCCCACGGAAAACUGGAAGCACCCACGUGCCCAUCUGCAGCCACCCGAGCAAACUCGGCCGUGCACCGGCCCGCAGGGCAGCGCACAACAAACCUGUCCCAGAAGCCUCUGCAGCAAAUUCUCCCCGAGGGCUGUAACAGGUCAGCUGACCUCCCACCACGGGAGGGACUCGAGACAGCCAGGAGCCAGCUGGCCACGGUCGGCAUUAGCCAAGCAUCCCCCAACCCUGGGGCUCAGCAGUCCCAACAGAAGAAUGGUUCCGUGGGCAAGAAAACAGUGGGAGUCCAGAUCGGGCGGGCAGCAGGCUGCCACCGGGCCGGACAGGUGAGCACAGCCCUGCUGCUGCCUCCGGGCACCUCGGCACAGAAGGCUACAACCAAGGCCACACGCCGGACAUCCACCGGGCCCACUGCCGGCCCUGCUGUCACCCCCACCACUGCCCACGGCCAGCGCGGGUCCUAUGCCGCCUCUAUGCACGGUGUGAGUCGAGGCUGGAGGGGCAUCCUGACCCUCAAGUACCCCAUCGAACACGGCAUUGUCACCAACUGGGACGACAUGGAGAAGAUCUGGCACCACACCUUCUACAACGAGCUGCGCGUGGCCCCCGAGGAGCACCCGGUGCUGCUCACUGAGGCCCCCUUGAACCCCAAGGCCAACCGUGAGAAGAUGACUCAGAUCAUGUUCGAGACCUUCAACACCCCAGCCAUGUACGUGGCCAUCCAGGCCGUGCUGUCUCUGUACGCUUCUGGCCGCACCACUGGUAUUGUCAUGGACUCUGGGGAUGGGGUCACCCACACUGUGCCCAUCUACGAGGGGUACGCCCUGCCCCACGCCAUCCUGCGUCUGGACCUGGCUGGCCGGGACCUGACGGACUACCUCAUGAAGAUCCUCACGGAGCGCGGCUACAGUUUCACCACCACCGCCGAGCGGGAAAUUGUGCGUGACAUCAAGGAGAAGCUCUGCUACGUGGCCCUGGAUUUUGAGCAGGAGAUGGCCACGGCCGCGUCCUCGUCCUCCCUGGAGAAGAGCUACGAGCUGCCCGACGGGCAGGUGAUCACCAUCGGCAACGAGCGGUUCCGCUGCCCCGAGGCGCUCUUCCAGCCUUCCUUCCUGGGUAUGGAGUCCUGUGGCAUCCACGAGACCACCUUCAACUCCAUCAUGAAGUGUGACGUUGACAUCCGGAAGGACCUCUACGCUAACACGGUGCUGUCUGGCGGGACCACCAUGUACCCCGGCAUCGCCGACAGGAUGCAGAAGGAGAUCACAGCUCUGGCGCCCAGCACGAUGAAGAUCAAGAUCAUCGCUCCCCCCGAGCGCAAGUACUCCGUGUGGAUCGGGGGCUCCAUCCUGGCGUCGCUGUCCACCUUCCAGCAGAUGUGGAUCAGCAAGCAGGAAUACGACGAGUCGGGCCCCUCCAUCGUCCACCGCAAAUGCUUCUANACGGACUGCGGGCAGAUGCGUGGCGUCUGCCGCACGAGUGAAUUCCGAAGUCUAGGUUUGCCCUGGCAAGUGUGUGCGCCUCCUGCUGGCCUCGUGAAACUGGAAUAAGCCUUUGAAAAGAAAUCUGUCCUUGAAGCUUGUAUCUGAUGCCAGCACUGGAUUGUAGAACUUGUUGCUGAUCUUGACCUUGUAUCCAAGUUCACUGUUCCCUUGGUAUAUGUUUAAUACCCUGUACAUCUCUUUGAUUUAAAUCCUUAGGACGUGCGGCUCGGUCACUUCGUGGCUGAGGUUGAGAACAUGUUCGUGGAAGAGAAAUCCAUUGGUUUGAGAAUCUUCGAGACCAUGAUAUUCUCGAUCUGUGCAGGGUAUUAAUGUCUAAGAGCUGCCUAUUCCAGGAUUUCUCUAGAGGCUGGCAAGAGUCCUGAACCAGUUGUCAUUUCUGUCUUGCCGGUCUGACAGGGUUGGGAAGGUCCGAGCCUUGGGACCCACUUUCCUUUCUUACCCGAUGUUUUCCUGCCAGAACACCGUGGGUUGUUAAUUGCCUUGAGUUGGAAAACGGUUUGCAUUUACAACUGUAAAUUUAUUCAUCCUUUUAAUUUAUGUAAGGUUUUUGUACACAAUUCUCAAUUCUUGAAGAGAUGACAACAAAUUUUGGUUUUCUACUGUCAUGUGAGAACAUUAGGCCCCAGCAACGCGUCCUUGUGCAAGGAAAAUAAAGUGCUGCCGUGAA
Puma concolor (puma) is the source of this 2347-nucleotide messenger RNA. The record is from RefSeq and is a predicted model, not a curated record. NCBI's taxonomy places the organism in Eukaryota, Metazoa, Chordata, Mammalia, Carnivora, Felidae.